Messenger RNA from Drosophila virilis, 1640 nucleotides. RefSeq names its product differentially expressed in FDCP 8 homolog (gene DEF8). NCBI's taxonomy places the organism in Eukaryota, Metazoa, Arthropoda, Insecta, Diptera, Drosophilidae. The record is from RefSeq and is a predicted model, not a curated record.
CACUGUCCGAAUUCCAAACAAAGACGCAAACGCAUGUGUAUAUGUAUGUAAAUUACAUUUUGCAAGGCGUAUGUGCACAACAUGAGUUCCUGGCGUGAAAAUAUCACCAGUUUACCGAGCGCAGUUGCGCAAUUUGUCAACGAAAGCGCUUCAACAGCGUCCACUUACCUGCACUCAGCACAUUCCGGGUCGGGCACCUCUGUCUCUGAGGAGAGCGCUCCACAACACACAGAUUUCAAGGCGUUGCCCAUACCCGCAUCCCUGGUGAAGGAGCAGUGGCGACUGAUCUUCACAUCUGAUGCCAACAUACAGGACUUGCAGGCGGCUAUUGCGCAUUGCCGCGAUCUGGUCUUGUUGAGCGAUGAAUGCAGCGAAGAACGCCGUUGGCUUGUGCGUCAUUUGGUGGACCUACGUUAUUCGCUUCAAGAAUUGGAGGAGGCGCAGGCUAUUUCCAGCGACGAUGUGGUACUGAUGAAUGCCAUCAAAUCCGUCGUGGGUCACCAUUUUGUGCCACACUAUCCAAGUGCACGCAACCGCCUGCAAGCGGCUGCCAAACGUUACUAUUGCGACCACUGCACAGGCAUCAUCUGGCGGGUGGUGCAGGCGGCCUACAUAUGCAGCGAUUGCAGCUAUCUGGUGCACCAGAAAUGCAUUGACAGCGUUCAGCGCGUUUGUGCCCAUGUUCUGGCUUCCGAACGUCAGUUUCCCGUCGCCGAGAUCUGCCCCGAAAUUGGCCUGGCGGCGCAGCGCUACAAGUGUGCCGAGUGCUCGACGCUACUCAAUUUCAAAAAUUCGUGGAUUGAGCCGCGCCUGUGUGAUUAUCGCGGUCUCUACUACUGUCCGUCGUGCCAUUGGAAUGAUAGCUUUAUAGUGCCAGCCCGCAUUGUGCACAACUGGGAUUUCACGCCACGCAGAGUAUCGCGCACAGGUCUACAGGAGAUACAGUUGUUCGUAGACAAGCCGCUCAUCCGGCUGGAGGAGGAGAAUCCCAAGUUAUUCGUAUUUCUCGAAAAACUGUGCACCGUUAAAAAAUUGCGCCAGAAUCUCGUUCACAUGCGACACUACCUGGCCGCCUGCAAAGUGGCCGUUGAGCAGAAGCUCGUUGACCAACAGCUGGGCAGGCGCCGGCAUUUGGCCCAGUCCAAUGAGUUCUACUCCAUUGGCGAUCUCGUACAGGUGGAAUCGGGCGUCUUGGCCGAUUUCCUGCAGGGCGUCUUCAAGGUAUUUGACGUACACAUACGUCGCUGUGACAUGUGCCUGGCCAAGGCGUACAUCUGUGAAAUCUGUAGCAACAACGAGGUCAUAUUUCCCUUCGACGAUGGCUGCAUCAAGUGCGACCAAUGCAACUCUAUAUACCAUCGUGUGUGCUUGACACGCAAGAACAUGAUCUGCCCGAAAUGUGUGCGUAUCCAGGAGCGUCGCUUGCAGCUCGACCGUAUGGCAAGCAAGCAGGCGGAUAAGGAAAUUGAUAUCAAUGCCAACGAUGCCUCCGAUGAAGUGCAGCCGGCGAAUACCACGUAACCCGGUCACUUUAAAAUGUUGUGUUUUUUAACUCGUAUCUGUGUAACAUUGUUAUUUUUAAUGUAUAUGUACAUACGACCGUCUCGUAGAGGCGAUUACUAAAUAUAUAUAUAAUAAUA